AAAAAAUGGCGGCAAAGGUUGGUGUUAUCAUGCGAUCAUUACUCUAAAAUCUACACUGCAAUGCAAUAGGAAUUGUGACAAAAAAMGAAGGCGAGUGAAUGUAGUUAGCUUUAUUCCUUACUGGGCAAGAUUUUAGUGACUAAGAUAAGCAAAGAAAGCUCCAUGGAAUCUGAAUCGAGUAUUGAUGAUGUGCCGACGAGUUUUCCAUUUCCAUUUCAACCGUACGACAUCCAGGAAGAUUUUAUGAAAGAACUKUAUCGUGUAAUUGCUAAAGGAAAUAUUGGUAUAUUUGAAAGCCCGACUGGAACGGGGAAGUCCUUAAGUCUGAUAUGUGGUGCAUUAACUUGGCUCAAAAACGUUGAAGAACAGAUAGAGAAAGAAAGUCUGACCUCACCUGAUACAACUUUAGAGAAUAAACCAAAAGAUAGCAAGUCAAGCAAUAGUGACUUGCCUGAUUGGGUUGUGCAAUUUGGAGAAAGAAAAAAGAUAGAGGAAAAGAAACAGCAGCUCAAAGAACAAUGUGAAAAACUCAAAAAACAGAAUGCUGCACUAGAUCAGCUCAGGAAAGAGCCAGGAAAGGGUUUCAUAAUAAAAGGGAAAAGAAAGUUUAAAUCAGAUCACUCAGCAAGAAAUGAGAUAGAUGAGACCAAAAUCGAAAAAGAAAUAGAUGAAAUUCUGGGAAAGGAUCCUGAUUCUGAUAUUAUCCUGGCUGACUACAACAGUGAUGAUCAUGGCAGCUCAGAUGAAGAAGAAGAUGAAUUCCACUGUACAAAGGUCUAUUACUGUAGCCGUACUCAUUCCCAGUUAGCACAGUUUGCAAGGGAAGUCAAGAAGAGCCCAUUUAAGAAUACUCGACUGGUCACUCUUGGCUCAAGACAGAGUUUUUGUAUUAAUGAAGAUGUGAAAAGGUUAAAAUCUAACAAUAAAYUCAGUGACCGAUGUCUGGAGCUGCGUAAUAACAAAAGAAAAGGUUGGUCAUUGUUUCAAAGUCAAAUUAUUAAAAGCUAUAAGAAAGAGAAAUAUCCAUUAGGGGCAUUCUCUAGUACAAUAAAACCGCUCAUAGAAUUUGCACAGUUAAUUAACUUUUUAGAUGGAGUUGACAUCAGGGAUAUUGAAGACCUUGUUUCACUUGGAAAAGAGCUUCAGUCUUGUCCAUACUAUGGAACUCGACAUGCUAUUCCAGCAGCCCAGUUGGUAUGUCUUCCUUAUAACAUUCUCUUAAGCAAAGCCACUCGUCAAGCUUCAGGAAUCAAGCUGGAGGGUAAUGUGGUGAUUAUUGAUGAGGCACACAACCUACUUGAGACAAUCAACAACAUUCACUCUGUUGAGAUAACUGGUGCACAGAUAAGUGCUUGCAUAUCUCAGCUGUCAAAGUACCUGGAUAGAUACAGGACAAGACUAAAAGCUUCUAAUGUGAUGUAUAUAAAACAGCUUCUAUUUAUACUGAAAAACUUUCUUUCUUACCUGGGAGGUGAGGAAACUUGUCAUAAACAGGCUAAAAACACAAACGAUACGAAACUUCACAAGAUUAACGAUUUCACAUUUAUUACUCAAAUUGAUAAUGUAAAUAUGUUUAAGAUUUGUAGAUUUUGUCAAAACACCAUGAUCUCUAAAAAGUUGAAUGGAUUUGUGGACAGGUACAGAGAACAGUAUCAGUCUAAAGAUAUUGAUGUCACUGCAAGUGAUGAACUUCACAGUUUUACGUCACCAAUGCACAUAAUUGAGAACUUCCUGGAAUCUCUUACUAAUGCAGAUUUAGAUGGGAGAGUGGUUGUCAGUAAAGUGGGUAGUACGCACUUAUCCAGAAUGAAGUUUCUUUUGCUAAAUCCUGCCGUUCAUUUUAAAAGUGUUGCUGAGGAAAGUAGAGCAGUCAUAGUGGCGGGAGGAACCAUGCAACCAACAUCAGAAUUUAAAGAUCAAUUGUUUGCUUGUGUUGGUAUCAAUCCAGAGAAAAUCCACGAGUUCUCAUGUGGUCAUAUUAUCCCACAUGAUCAGCUGCUGCCUCUUGCCGUGGAAAAAGGACCAUCAGGUCAACAGUUUGACUUUUCGUUUCAGUGCAGAGACUCACCUCAAUUGAUAAAUGAGUGCGGCCGUCUUUUGUUAAAUAUGUGCACGGUCAUACCUGGAGGUAUGGUUUGUUUCUUUUCUUCAUUCGACUACGCUAAUAAAGCUUACUCUAACUGGGAGAAGUCAGGACUCUUGGAAAAACUGAACUCAAAAAAYAAGGUUUUUCAAGAGCCGCGGAAAGCAAAUAAGUUGGAGUUUAUUCUGAAUUCAUAUUCAGAGUGUGUUAAGAAGUCUAGCGGUGCUUUGCUUCUCAGUGUCGUUGGUGGGAAAAUGAGUGAAGGGAUCAACUUUUCUGACGAUUUGGGAAGAUGUGUGGUGAUGAUUGGUUUGCCUUAUCCAAAUAUCACCAGCCCUGAACUGCGAGAGAAAAUGAAUUACUUGAACYCAACAGUUGGGGCCAAUGCCGGUCAGGAGUAUUAUGACAAUCUUUGUAUGAAAGCAGUUAACCAAUCAAUAGGUCGUGCUAUUCGUCAUCGGGAAGAUUAUGCAACUAUUUUGCUGCUAGAUUAUCGAUAUAGUACGCCUAAAGUUUGUCGCAAGUUGCCUUCCUGGAUUGGAAACAGAGUGGAACAUCACGUGCGAUUCGCAACGGCUUAUGGGGCUGUGCGGAAGUUCUUUGUCAACAAAAAGUGAUAACGUGCAGAUAUAGCAGACUGUAACACUGAUAUUUUGAAAAUUGUUUGAAUGUGUACAUUGUUACGUCCGUCGCUCGUGGAUGGGUUAUCAUCUGUUUGUUUGU
Exaiptasia diaphana is the source of this 2806-nucleotide messenger RNA. Its product is annotated as ATP-dependent DNA helicase DDX11. Gene Ontology annotation, molecular function: DNA helicase activity; ATP binding; hydrolase activity, acting on acid anhydrides, in phosphorus-containing anhydrides. The record is from RefSeq and is a predicted model, not a curated record. NCBI's taxonomy places the organism in Eukaryota, Metazoa, Cnidaria, Anthozoa, Actiniaria, Aiptasiidae. Bases 163 to 2700 code for a protein of 845 amino acids. Gene Ontology annotation, cellular component: nucleus. Gene Ontology annotation, biological process: establishment of sister chromatid cohesion; nucleobase-containing compound metabolic process. The transcript has 28 exons.